This is a messenger RNA of Naegleria lovaniensis, 1911 nucleotides long. RefSeq lists its product as uncharacterized. Lineage: Eukaryota; Heterolobosea; Eutetramitea; Acrasida; Naegleriidae. The transcript is spliced from 2 exons. Gene Ontology annotation, molecular function: GTP binding; GTPase activity. The record is from RefSeq and is a predicted model, not a curated record. Bases 1 to 1911 code for a protein of 636 amino acids.
AUGUCUACUCCACACUACGCUCCUCUCUUUCCUCUGUCGAGUGGUCUCAACGAAAGUCUCCCUCUCUUCAACAAAAUUAUUCUCUUCCUCGAUAUUAAAACCAUCACAAAAACAUGUCUAUUUAUUUCGCAAGAGUGGAAUCAAGCCAUCAACAACCAAAAAACAUUGUGGCAACUCCUCACCGAACGCGAAUUAAAACUUCAAUUCCUUCCCAAUAACAACAACAACAACUCGCAACACACAUUCCAAGUACCAUCCUCACCAAACAAGUCCAACAAUAACUCAUCGGAAUAUGGCAAUGAAGAUUGGAAACAAAUUUACAUGUUAUUAACUCGUUAUUCGAGAUGGCGUUGGCGUCGUGGAAUUGAACGAAACAGUGAUGUCGAGGAAAAAAUGAGAAGAAUGAUGAAUGUGAACGAGAAUGAGGACGGAGAUGCUUCUUCUUCAACAACACCACAAAUUCUCAUGUUUAACAAUCCUGUGUAUUUCUCGCCAUUAAUUCAUAAUCAUCAUUUUAAAGCAAUGAUUAUCGGAGAUAAGAAAGUUGGUAAAAGUAGUGUCAUGCUUCGAUUAUUAACUAGACAAGCACCUAAGAAGGACAUGAUCAAAAAAUUAAUUAGUACGGACCACAUGUCACAUUUUUCUGCACUUAUUCAAAACGUUCAUGAACAAAAUCAUGCCAUUCAAUUACAAAUUUACGACUCGAAUAUUGUGGACAUUGGAAAUUAUGUUAAAGUCUGUCGAAUGUAUGGCACUUUUACACAUUGUGCGAUUAUUGUCUUUAAUGUGAGAAGCAAACGAUCCUAUUUCAAUUCCAUCAACAAAUGGUUACCCAUGAUUCGAAAGCGUAAUCCAACUCUACCUAUUUUCCUUGUUGCCAACAAGUGUGACAAUUUCCAAAAAUAUCAUGGUUCGACUCGUUUUGAAUUUUCCAACAAUAAGGCCUCAGAAAAUGAUUCUGAUUCGAAACGUGAUGUUACAAGAGAAGAAGCAGAGGCUAUGGCUCAUGAAAAGAAUAUCAUUUAUCGAGAAGUGAGUGCAGCUACUGGAGAAGGAAUUGAUGAAUUAUGUGCAGAUAUUAUUAAUACCAUUUAUUGUAAAAUUGUUCAAGUGGUGACCAAGGACAUUUUGGAUCAAGUGAAUGACAUUUGUGAAAAACUCUCUCAGAAAUAUCAUGUCGUAUUCAAGCAACGAGUGGUUGAGAUUCCAAAAUUCGUUCCUCCCAUUCAUGAUCGAGAUUAUUAUGAAAAGUUUACUGAAAGUGAAGUUUCUGGAGGAGAAGAUUCAGAACGUGAUGAAUAUGAUCAAGACGAUGAAUUUGAAGAGUUUAGUACAACCAAAUAUGGUGGACAUCAUGCAUACAAUCGUGACCAUGAAUUUGAAGAAGAAUCAGGUGCUCACAUGCAUGUCUCGAAAUUAACACAAACAGAAGAAGAAAAUGAAUUGAAAGGAGUGGUCAAAAUCAUUAAGAAACACAAGUUAGGAGUUAAGGAACAAAACUCUCCACAGCACAAUGACGAUGCUAGCAGCAGUAGCAGUAUCAGUGAUAUGGAAGAAGAUGAAAAGAUGAAACAAUUGGUUGAAAAGAGUUUUGCAGAGGCUGAUCAGGAAUUACCUUAUUUUAGAAUCAAUGUGAAUACUUCAUCUCAAGAUAAGAGAAGUUCAAAAUAUUAUGCCAAUACGAAAGCAUUGAUGGAGGGUUUGACUGAGGAAAAUAUUAAGGAAAUUGAACAGGUCAUGCAAAAGUCACAUGUCAGUAUUGACGGAAAGACAGCCACGUCAGAUGUGCAAGAAUCAAGUACUGUCAAUGAUGUGACCACAACGACAGCUGCUCCUUCUUCUGGUCAGGAAGGAACCAAUACUAGUGUAGCGACUUCAGAAGAUCCCAACAAGAAGUGCCUCGUUCAAUAA